This is a messenger RNA of Coccinella septempunctata (seven-spotted ladybird), 2232 nucleotides long. RefSeq names its product calnexin-like. The coding region runs from base 232 to 1959 and encodes 575 amino acids. The transcript has 7 exons. The record is from RefSeq and is a predicted model, not a curated record. Gene Ontology annotation, molecular function: calcium ion binding. Lineage: Eukaryota; Metazoa; Arthropoda; Insecta; Coleoptera; Coccinellidae. Gene Ontology annotation, cellular component: endoplasmic reticulum; endoplasmic reticulum membrane. Gene Ontology annotation, biological process: protein folding.
UGUUGCAUUGUUGUUCGGUGACAGUCAUAGAGUCUAUACGUACGUAUCCAAUUUUGAUUCGUCAAACAAUUCGCUUCUGAAAAAUUGGAUUACAAUCGGAAUCAAUUGAAUUAACAGAAAUUUAGGUCGUAAUUUUCGAAUUGGUGUUGUGCUUUCCACUUUUCCUCCAUACUUUCCGCAUAGGGAUCGGUGAACGUAUAUUCGAGGCUAUAUGCCACUGGAUAUUAUAAGAUGAGAAUAUUAAGUAUUAUACUUGGAUUGCUUCUUGCAUUGAGCAGCACCUCUGCUAACACAGAUGAUGACGAGGCCGUCGUAGAAACCGUCCAGGACGAACCUCCCAAACCCUCCGUAGAUAUACCGUACCAAAGUCCCGUGGUGCAAGAAAAGGGCAACGUCUACUUCGCCGAACACUUCGACGAUGCCGCCAAAGUGGAGAAGAGAUGGGUGAGGUCCGAGGCGAAGAAAGAGGACAUCUCCGAAGACCUGGUCAAGUACGAGGGCGAAUGGAAGGUGGAGAAACCCUUAAAGGACGGACUGGUGGGCGAUCAGGGGUUGGUGCUUAAGACCCACGCCAAACACGCCGCCAUCGCCUCGCUCCUCAGCAGACCCUUCGUGUUCCAAGACAAACCUCUGAUCGUCCAGUACGAGGUCACGUUGCAAGACGGUCAACAAUGCGGAGGCGCUUAUCUGAAGCUCCUGAGUAAGACCUCGCAACAGUUGAACCUCAAGCAGUUCCACGACAAGACCCCCUACACCAUAAUGUUCGGCCCCGAUAAGUGCGGAGGGGACUACAAGCUACACUUCAUCUUCAACCAUCGCAACCCCCUGAACGGUUCCAUCGAGGAGAAGCACUGCAAGAAACCGGACGUCCGGCUGGAAGACGUCAUCAACGACAAGAACCCUCACCUGUACACUCUGAUCCUGAAACCGGACAACACCUUCGAGAUCCUCAUAGACAACAAGGUGGUCAAUUCCGGGUCUUUACUAGACGAUUUCACGCCAGCCGUGAACCCACCCGCGGAGAUCGAAGAUCCCGACGAUAAGAAACCGGAAGACUGGGACGAGCGCGAGAAGAUACCGGAUCCGACCGCGACCAAACCGGACGAUUGGGACGAGGAGGCGCCGGCGCAGAUCGUCGACGAGACGGCCACGAAACCGCAGGGAUGGCUGGACGAUGAGCAGCCGCACAUCCCCGAUCCGGACGCGAAGAAACCGGCAGAUUGGGAUACCGACAUGGACGGAGAGUGGGAACCGCCCCUUAUCGAUAAUCCGGCGUGCGCAUCGGCCCCCGGUUGCGGUACUUGGGAACCGCCCCUGGUCAGCAACCCCCUGUUCAAGGGUAAGUGGAAGGCGCCACUCAUCGACAAUCCGAACUAUAAGGGUAAAUGGAGGCCCAAACUCAUACCCAACCCGGACUUCUUCGAGGAUAAGACGCCCUUCAAGAUGACCACUGUGGAGGCGGUCGGUUUCGAGCUGUGGUCCAUGUCCCGCGACAUUCUUUUCGACAACAUCAUCAUCACGGAGGACAUCAGCGUGGCUCGACAAUGGUCGGCCGAUACCUUCGAGAAGAAGCGUCAGAAGAUCGCCAAAGAUUCGGAAAGCGUGAUAGAUCAGCUUGCUAGCCUUACGGUGGAAUACCCGAUCUUGUGGGGCGUGUACAUCCUGGCGCUAGGCAUACCUGUAGUAUUGAUUUUAUAUUGUUGCUGUAAACCGAGUAGUACCGCUAGAAAGGAGAAAGAGGAAUUGCAGCGUCAAGCAGAGAAGAAAAAGACUGAUGAAUUGACUGAAGACGUAGGGGAAGAAAAUGAAGAAGCUAUAAAUGCAGAAGAACAGGAGGAGGACAGAGAAGAGGAAGAAGCAGAGGAGGAAGGUGAAGAAGUAGUUGAGGACGAAGUCCCUUCGACUUCGGAAAAGCCGCCAGAAGAAAACGCUAGAAAACGGAAAGUUAGGAAAGAGUAAAAAAGAUCAAAAGAGAUCAUCCACCAUAGUUAUUCUAGUUAAAUUAUUGAAUCCAGGAUUUUUAUAAAUCUACCAUAAUUAUAAGUAUUAUAACACUCGAAAAUUCAAGAACGGCAGGAUAAUAAUUGAUGGGUUGCGUUCACUUCAGCUUAUCGUGUUUUACGUGAAUUUUGUACAUAUUUUUUGUAUGUAGAUUGUAUUUUGUCUGGUUUGCGAUUUGGAAACGACCAAAAUGAUUUCGUUGUUUGCAUAUGAAAUAUAAAAUUCGUAAUC